This is a messenger RNA of Schistocerca serialis cubense, 1686 nucleotides long. RefSeq lists its product as uncharacterized. NCBI's taxonomy places the organism in Eukaryota, Metazoa, Arthropoda, Insecta, Orthoptera, Acrididae. The transcript is spliced from 2 exons. The record is from RefSeq and is a predicted model, not a curated record. Bases 1 to 1686 code for a protein of 561 amino acids.
AUGGACGCCACCACUGCCCCCUGCGGUGCCAGUGCCUCCCACCGUCCUCGUGGACGCCACCACCGCCCGCUGCCCCUGGUGAUGCUAGUGCCGCAUGCUGCCCGCUGCCUGCCUGACGCCACCACUUCCCACUGCCCCCAGCAAUGCGAGUUCCGCCCAUCGCCUCCCUGGAGGGCGCCACUGCCUAGUGCCCCUGGCGGUGCCAGUGAUGCCCUCCGCCCCUCUGGACGCCACCACUGCCCCAGCGGUGCCAGUGUUGCAUGCCGUCCUCCUGGAUGCCACCAGUAUCUGCAGCCCGUGGAGAUGCUAGUGCCACCUGCCACCUGCCGCCCUCCUGGGCACCACCACUGGCCACUGCCCCCGGUGGUGCCAGUGUCACCCACCGCCCCCAUGUAUGCCACCACUGCCCACCACCCCUGGAGAUGCCAGUGCCUCUCGCCACCCCAGUGGAUGCCACCACCGCCCGCCAUCCCCGGCAGUGCCAGGGCUACCUCCGCCCCCCUGGACGCCACCACUGCUCCCGGCGGUGCCAGUGCCACCCGCUGCCCCCCUGGAAGGCACCACUGCCUAGUGCCCCUGGCAGUGACAGUGCUGCCCUCCAUCCACCUGAACGCCACCACUGCCCCCAGCAGUGCCAGUGCCACCUGUUGCCCCCCUGGAAGGCACGACUGCCUAGUGCCCCUGGCAGUGCCAGUGCUGCCCUCCGCCCCCCUGGACGCCACCACUGCCCCCAGCGGUGCCUGUGCCACCUGCUGCCCCCCUGGAAGGCACCACUGCCUAGUGCCCCUGGCAGUGCCAGUGCUGCCCUCUGCCCCCCUGGACGCCACCACUGCCCCCAGCGGUGCCAGUGCCACCCACUGCCCCCCUGGAAGGCACCACUGCCUAGUGCCCCUGGCAGUGCCAGUGCUGCCCUCCGCCCCCUGGACGCCACCACUGCCCCCAGCAGAGCCACAGAACCAGUGCCACCCACUGCCCCCCUGGAAGGCACCACUGUCUAGUGCCCCUGGCAGUGCCAGUGCUGCCCUCCGCCCCCCUGGACGCCACCACUGCCCCAGCAGUGCCAGUGCCAUCCGCUGCCCCCCUGGAAGGCACCACUGCCUAGUGCCCCUGGCAGUGCCAGUGCUGCCCUCUGCCCCCCAGGACGCCACCUCUGCCCCCAGCGUUGCCAGCGCCACCCGCCGCCCUCCUGGACGCCACCACUGCCUAGUGCCCCUGGCAGUGCCAGUGCUGCCCUCUGCCCCCCUGGACGCCACCACUACCCUCAGCAGUGCCAGUGCCACCCGCUGCCCCCCUGGAAGGCACCACUGCCUAGUGCCCCUGGCAGUGCCAGUGCUGCCCUCCGCCCCCCUGGACGCCACCACUGCCCCCAGCAGUGCCAGUGCCACCCGCUGCCCCCCUGGACGCCACCACUGCCCCCAGCGGUGCCAGUGCCACCCACCGCCCUACUGGGCACCACCACUGGCCACCGCCCACAGUGAUGCCAGUGCCGCCCGCCACCCCCUUGGAUGGCACCACUGCCCACCACCCCUGGAGAUGCUAGUGCCGCCCGCCGGCGCACUGGAUGUCACCACUGUCUGCAGCCAUCGGCGGUGCCUUUGCCGGCUGCCAGGAUGCUGCCAGCUCCAAUCUGUCCAGUCACCGAGUCGGUCACUGCUAAAUGAAUAUCAGAUACGAAGUGCCUGUUGA